GCAGAUGCGUUGGGCAACUACUACUUCCGGUAAAGUCACAGACUCCACAGUCAGAGUAGAGGAUUUGACAGGCACACAUCUACAAGCUUAUGCGAAGAAUAUUAUAGAAUAGAAUGAAGAAAAAUUAUUUUCAAAGAAACUUUUGCUAAUAUAAUGUGUUAGACACAGCGAUGUCAAAGUCCUGCUUCCAUCUGGAUUGAGUUUUUCUACCACGAUACAUCUGAUGCAACAUGGCAACAUCAUAUGUCAAUCGAUGUCUCAUAAGGACAAUCACGAGAUGUCUCCGUCGGCAACCAAAUGUUAUGACAGCAAGGCCUUUAGGACACUUUUCUAACACUUCUUCAGGUAAGCAGGAACAUGUAGAAGUACAACCUGUAGUUUCACACCGGGGUUCAGGAGGCAGCAGUCGCACCGCUCCCCUGGCAGUCGCUUUGGGACUCGGAGGAGCAGCAGCAGCAGCCUUACUAUAUUCAUUAAGAGACGAGAACAAUAAAGAUGCCCUACAGAGGACAGUCGCGGUCAGGAAUUUGCUGAUUGACAGCAUACUACCUACUGUCCAGUGUGCCUCUCCAUUUAAACCCGACAGUCCGCGGUACAAGUACAAUUUCAUCGCGGAUGUGGUUGAGAAGUCCACUCCUGCUGUAGUCUACAUCGAGAUAGUUGGGCGACACCCUUUUUCUGGCCGUGAGGUGCCCAUCUCGAAUGGCUCUGGCUUCAUCAUAAGCAGUGAUGGCCUGAUAGUCACCAAUGCUCACGUGGUUGCCAACAAGCGUGGAGUCCGUGUCAAACUGACCAAUGGAGAGACUUAUAAUGCCACUGUCCAGGAUGUAGACCAGGCUGCAGACAUCGCCACCAUCAAAAUCAAUGCUAAGCAUCCCCUCCCAACGUUGCGUCUUGGUCAGUCAUCUGAUGUGCGUCAGGGUGAGUUCGUGGUUGCCAUGGGAAGCCCCUUUUCUCUUAAAAACACAAUCACAUCUGGAAUCAUCAGCUCUGUCCAGAGAGGCAGUAGAGAACUGGGCCUGUCCAACUCCAACAUGGACUACAUCCAGACUGAUGCUACCAUAGACUUUGGAAAUUCGGGAGGUCCCCUUAUAAACCUGGAUGGGGAUGUCAUCGGAAUUAAUACUAUGAAAGUGACUGCAGGAAUUUCCUUCGCUAUUCCCUCAGACAGAGUCCGUCUCUUCCUUGAGCGUGCUGCAGACAAGCAGAAGUCCUGGUUUGGAGAAUCGGGAUCAAAACGGCGUUACAUUGGAGUGAUGAUGUUGACUUUGACCCCCAGUAUCAUCGAAGAGCUGAAGAUGCGUGACAUGUCCUUUCCUGAUGUUUCUCAUGGAGUUCUUAUCCACCGUGUUAUUAUAGGAUCUCCAGCCAGUAGAGCCGGAAUGAAACCAGGGGAUGUUAUUGUUGAGAUAAACGGGGCAAAGGUGAACACGUCAGAAGAGAUCUAUAACGCUGUGAGGACAAGCGACAGCUUAAACAUGGUGGUCCGCCGGGGUGCCGACCUCCUCAUGCUGCACAUGACCCCAGAGUCCACAGAGUGACAUCAUGUGAAGCUUAUGCAUUAAAAAAAAGAGAGAGUAAGAAAUGGUUUUGCUGAGGAUAGAUGGUGAGAAAUGAGAAGCGAGAGAUAAUUUGAGAAUCAAUGUGACGAAUUUUUUUAAUAAUGUAAAGGUCUGAACAGUCUAGUUUGUUUAGCCAAGCUAGACAUUUGUGUAGUUGAAAUCUUUUAAUUGUGCAGUUUGUGCACGUUUUUGGAAGUAUAUGAAUUAGUGUGGAUGAUUCUGAGAAUUGCACUGGAUUAAUAUCAAGGUCCUCGCAAACUACACUGUAUCAGUAUUGUUUUUUUCAAGGAAAUCCACUAAUUAUUCGUGUAUGGGAAACACGAUCGUCAAAAGAUAAGUGAACAUUUGACCAUUAUAAUAAAAGUGGGUGCUAUUAUUACGACA
This is a messenger RNA of Megalobrama amblycephala (Wuchang bream), 1946 nucleotides long. RefSeq names its product serine protease HTRA2, mitochondrial-like. Gene Ontology annotation, cellular component: mitochondrion. Bases 231 to 1541 code for a protein of 436 amino acids. NCBI's taxonomy places the organism in Eukaryota, Metazoa, Chordata, Actinopteri, Cypriniformes, Xenocyprididae. Gene Ontology annotation, molecular function: serine-type endopeptidase activity; protein binding. Gene Ontology annotation, biological process: positive regulation of apoptotic process; proteolysis; programmed cell death. The record is from RefSeq and is a predicted model, not a curated record. The transcript has 8 exons.